CUGGAAGCAAAGGGUGGACAUUGGCUCUCUCCGCAAAGAUUCCUGAGAUAUCAAGCUAUAUUGGUAGAGCAGGAUGAUGUGGAGAUUGUAGUCACUAACAUUGUCAACCCAGCUUCUUUUCUCAGCGGGAACACAGGAGAACCGGUACAUCAUGACUGCCUGGAAACCAUCGAAGCAACCUACGCCAGUCGCCCAGACCUGAAAGACAGCCCCAUGGAAAACGGGGAAACUUGGUUCACAGACAGAAGCAGUUACGUCCUAAAUGGUAAUCGACAUGCGGGAUACGCCGUCACCACCAGCCAAGAGGUAGUAGAAUCAGGGGCUUUGCCCAUGAACACCUCCGCACAGAAGGCAGAAAUAAUUGCUCUAACCCGCGCCCUGGAAUUGGCCCAGGGCAAAGUUGUGAACAUUUAUACAGACUCAAAAUAUGCCUUUGGAGUUGUACACGCACAUGGAGCAAUUUGGAAGGAGAGAGGACUAUUGAAUUCCCAAGGGAAAAAUAUCAAACACGCAGAAGAAAUUCUGAAGUUACUGGAAGCUGUCCAGCUCCCUAAGAAAGUGGCAAUUAUGCAUAUUAAGGCACACUAGAAAGUGAGCUCAGAUUUGGAAAAAGGGAAUGAGCUGGCGGACAGAGAGGCAAGACAAGUGGCCAAAACAAAGGUAAAAAUAGAAGGGGCCUUAAUUCCUGAUAGGCAGAUCUCCCUAGAAGGUAAGCCAGAAUACACCAAGGAAGAUCAGAAGCUCAUUACAGAUUUAGAAGGGUCAUAUAAUGAAGAGGGGUGGGCUCAUACCCCACAGGGAAAGCUAAUCGUUCCCUCUUGCUUAUUAUGGCAUUUGAUAC
Messenger RNA from Harpia harpyja (harpy eagle), 841 nucleotides. Its product is annotated as ribonuclease H-like. The record is from RefSeq and is a predicted model, not a curated record. The transcript has a single exon. NCBI's taxonomy places the organism in Eukaryota, Metazoa, Chordata, Aves, Accipitriformes, Accipitridae. Bases 214 to 588 code for a protein of 124 amino acids. Gene Ontology annotation, molecular function: RNA-DNA hybrid ribonuclease activity; nucleic acid binding.